Molecule: messenger RNA, 558 nt
Organism: Angiostrongylus costaricensis
Lineage: Eukaryota; Metazoa; Nematoda; Chromadorea; Rhabditida; Metastrongylidae
Source: the annotation of a GenBank genome assembly
AUGGUAAAGUUGGUCGUAUUGGUGUCCGGAAAGCGUAAAUCUGGCAAGGAUUUCUGUAGCGAAAAGUUGAAAACUGCUCUAUCACCUUUACGAGUCUCAAUAUAUGGUGUUUCUCAUAGUUUGAAGGCUAUUUAUGCCAAGAACCACGGUCUCGAUUAUUCUGAACUGAUCUCAAAUGGUCCCUAUAAGGAGUUACACCGUUUGAACAUGAUUAAAUGGGGUGAGAGAAUACGUUCUGUGGAACCAGAUUUCUUCUGUAGAGCUACGAUCCCUUCUACUUGUAAUGAUGACGUUGUGAUAAUUUCGGACUGCAGGAGACCAACAGAUAUUGAAUACUUUAAGAGCAACUAUCCGAUCCUCACAGUUCGUGUGGACGCGAGUACUGAAGAGAGAGAGCUACGAGGUUUCAGGUUCGUUCAGGGCAUCGACGACAUGCCGUCCGAGUGUGGCCUUGACAGUUAUGUGCACGAUAUCGUUUUGAUAAACGACAACUCAUGCAAUUUAACGGAUCAAAUUGAUGAUGUGGUUGUCACUAUACGACAGAUAAUAGGAUCAUAG